CAGAAAAGUAAGAAAAAACAUUGUUGAAGCGACGCUCCUUUUUCGCAUUCGUGUUGCUCAAAUCGCUAAGCAGCCAUAAAGCGUUUUUCCCGGUCAAACAUUUGUUCAAGUGAAAAAAUAUUCAAGUGUUAAGUAAACCACGCGAAAACAUGAGAAAGGAAAAUUUGAAACGCAAGGGCACCGAAAAUGGUGGUGAAAAUGAAGAAAAUGAUGCAUCGCCGGCAGAUUUGGAGAAAGCGGACGAUGAACAAGAGGCUGUCGCAAAUGGUAAAGAAAAUGGAGACUCCAAAAAGGGGUCAACUUCCGAUGACGACUUCGAAGAUGCCGAAACCGGUGAGAAAGAUGACGCUAAAAAAAUAAAAGACGGUGCAAACGAAAGCGGUGACGAUGACGAGGAGGAUAAGGAAAAGGAUGACGAGGAUUCUGAACCGUUGGCCAAAAAAUCUAAAAAGUCGGAAUCUGGUAAAAAGGGUAAAAAGCCGGCAAAGGCCGCUAAAGCUGCCGUAAAGACUAAGGCAGCCAAGAAAGCAAAAGUAGAAGAAAACAAUGCAAAAGAAGAAGAAGAUGAUGAGGAAGAGGAAUACGAAGUACAGGAUAUUAUCGAUCAUCGUAAGGAGCGCGGAGGAAAGCUUGUUUAUCGAAUUCGUUGGAAGAAUUACGGUGAAGAUGAUGAUACUUGGGAACCUGAGGACACCCUGUCCUGUCCGGAUAUAAUAAAAAAAUAUAAAGCAAAAAUGGAAAAGGAAGAAUCUUCUGCGACUCCGGCAAAGAAGGGUAAACCUGCAAAGGGUGGUUCGGCAAAGAAGAAGGGCAAAAAGCCAGCUCCAAAAAAAGCUGCCAAGGCGGCUGAAGCUGACUCUGAUGUAGACGGAGACGAGGAAGAAGACAACACAGAGUAUGAGGUAGAGAAGAUCAUUGACGUCCACUUCAAGCGAGAUGGGAAGCGUGAGUAUCUUGUCAGAUGGAAGGGUUUUUCCUCUAAAGACGAUACAUGGGAACCUGCCGACAAUCUGAACUGUUCAAAUUUGAUUGACAAAUUCAACGAAAAACUGGAUAAGUCCAAAAAUGCUAGCGUCAAGGAGUUGCGUGUUGAGAGGAAACCCACCAAUCGGCUAUCUCUGAAUUUGGGCGGUCGCAAAAAUUCACGCCGCAAUGCUUCUAGAGCUCGAGUAACUUACUACGAUGGAGAGUAAGAGUGGUGUGAUUAAAGGACUUACCAUGCAGUAAGAGCACCACAUCGAUGGUACAUUUUAUUGAUGUUAUACAACAAAAGAGUUAAAUCGGACGAAUUUUUGCUUCGGAAAUCAAAAUGAGGAUUUGAUUUCAUCUCCUAGACGCUAAAUGUUUCAGGAUUGACAGAAGUGAGCAUCCUCUUCUGUUAAUUUUUUCAAUUCCUUUAUUUUAUUUUCGUCAUUAAAAUAUUCGGUUUAGGCAGUAUAAGAAACUAUCAAACAAAACGUAAAAAACUAAGAAAACCUUAAACCAAUGUAUUUGGCGUGAACACAUGUAAUAAUUAUAAGUCUUAUAAUUAUAAUAAACUUCACUACAACUAAGCAUCAGUA
This is a messenger RNA of Wyeomyia smithii (pitcher-plant mosquito), 1562 nucleotides long. RefSeq names its product heterochromatin protein 1-like. Gene Ontology annotation, biological process: chromatin organization; negative regulation of transcription by RNA polymerase II. The coding region runs from base 150 to 1193 and encodes 347 amino acids. Gene Ontology annotation, molecular function: chromatin binding. NCBI's taxonomy places the organism in Eukaryota, Metazoa, Arthropoda, Insecta, Diptera, Culicidae. The record is from RefSeq and is a predicted model, not a curated record. Gene Ontology annotation, cellular component: pericentric heterochromatin. The transcript is spliced from 2 exons.